Molecule: messenger RNA, 7252 nt
Organism: Notolabrus celidotus (New Zealand spotty)
Lineage: Eukaryota; Metazoa; Chordata; Actinopteri; Labriformes; Labridae
Gene: pole
Product: polymerase (DNA directed), epsilon
Biological process (GO): leading strand elongation; nucleotide-excision repair, DNA gap filling; base-excision repair, gap-filling
Cellular component (GO): nucleus; epsilon DNA polymerase complex
Molecular function (GO): DNA binding; single-stranded DNA 3'-5' DNA exonuclease activity; nucleotide binding
Source: RefSeq, a predicted model, not a curated record
CGCGCCAAAGUAAGAAAACACAAGCCGCCUCUGUGACAGUAGAAGAGGAAAACGGGGACGGACAACUUUCAGAUAAAACCUCUAAAAGCUUUCCUAAUGUGUAUCCCCCAACAGACUCCAACAAGCUGAGCGGAAGGUGAAGUGUUUUCCUCGCGGUGAAGCCGGCAGACCGCCCGAUAAGAUGGUUUCUGACCAAAACAGUGGAAUGUACAGAUCGGACCGAGGACAAAUGGUAGGAGAUCAGGAAAACCAGGACGAUGGAUCCGCGAUGUCAGCCCUCAAGCGGCUGGAGCGCAGCAGUUCACCGACGAGAUGGACCGCCCGCUUCGGGUUCGACAUAAAAGAGCCGGGGGAGAAGACGGGUUGGCUGAUCACCAGCAUCCGUAAGCCUGACACAACAGAGAUCCUGGAUGAUGACAAGAGAAUGAUCAGUGCUGUGGAUUAUUAUUUCAUACAGGAGGACGGAAGAAGAUUUAAGGUGGCUCUCCCAUUCAAGCCAUAUUUCUACAUUGCCACUAAAAAGAACUGUGAGAGAGCGGUCAUCUCUAUACUUGUCAAAGAAGUUCAAGGAAAGCCAAAUCAUCUAGUCGGGCUGAAGAGAACCUACAUCAAACUGUUGUUCAACACCGUGGAUGAUCUCAUUAAAGUCAAGCGUGAGAUCUCCCCAGCUGUACGCAAGAACAGAGAGAGAGAGCAGUCAAAUGAUGCCUACACUGCCAUGUUAUCAAGUGCCUUAUCAGGUGGCAAUGUGACUUCAGCAGAUGAUGAGGUGGCGAUGAAGAGCAUUUCAGACCAGUUGGACAACAUAGUAGACAUGAGGGAAUAUGAUGUGCCCUACCAUGUGCGGUUGUCCAUCGACCUCAAGAUCCACGUGGCUCACUGGUAUAACGUUCGAUACAGGGGCAGCGCUUACCUACCUGAGAUUGUACGAAGAGAUGAUCUUGUGGAGCGCCCAGACCCUGUCGUUUUGGCUUAUGACAUUGAGACCACCAAACUCCCGCUGAAAUUCCCAGACGCGGAGAGCGAUCAGAUCAUGAUGAUCUCCUACAUGGUUGAUGGACAGGGGUACCUAAUCACAAACAGAGAGAUUGUCUCUGAGAAUAUUGAAGAUUUUGAGUUCACUCCCAAACCUGAGUAUGAAGGACCUUUCACCGUGUUUAACGAGGAUGAUGAGGCGGCCCUCAUCCAGAGGUUUUUUGACCAUGUUCAAGAAACCAAACCAAACAUCUUUGUCACCUACAAUGGAGACUUCUUUGACUGGCCUUUUGUUGAGACUCGGGCUGCCCUCCAUGGACUGAGCAUGCACAGAGAGAUCGGUUUCCAGAAGGACAAUCAGGGGAGUACAAGGUGGGUUAAGAGAGACAGCUACCUGCCUGUAGGAAGUCACAUGAAGGCAGCAGCUAAGGCUAAAUUAGGCUACGAUCCAGUGGAGCUGGAUCCAGAGGAGAUGUGCCGCAUGGCAACUGAGGAGCCGCAGACUUUAGCUACCUACUCUGUGUCAGACGCCGUGGCCACUUAUUACAUGUACAUGAAAUACGUUCACCCCUUCAUUGCUCUGUGCACAAUCAUCCCCAGGGGCCCGAUGAUGUUUGUACAUGUGCUGCGUAAAGGUUCCGGCACUCUGUGUGAGGCCUUGCUCAUGGUGCAGGCUUUCCAUGCAAACAAUCAUCUUCCCCAACAAACAGGAGCAGUCUUCAACAAGAUGACAGAUAACGGCCACGUUUUGGACUCCGAGACCUACGUGGGCGGCCACGUGGAGGCGCUGGAGUCAGGCGUGUUCCGCAGUGACAUCCCCUGCCGCUUCAAAAUGAACCCCGCUGCUUUUGACUUCCUGAUGCAAAGAGUUGAGAGAACGAUGCGACAUGCCAUCGAGGAAGAGGAGAGCAUCCCUUUAGAGCAAGUCACCAACUUUAAUGAGGUUUGUGAUGAGAUCAAAAAGAAGCUGACUUCCUUGAAGGAGGUUCCAAACAGGAUCGAGUGCCCCCUUAUCUACCAUCUGGACGUUGGGGCCAUGUACCCCAAUAUCAUUCUCACCAACCGCCUGCAGCCAUCUGCUAUGGUUGAUGAAGCCACGUGUGCUGCUUGUGACUUUAACAAACCUGGUGCUACCUGUCAGAGGAAGAUGGCCUGGCAAUGGAGAGGAGAAAUCAUGCCCGCCAGCCGCAGUGAGUUCCAUCGAAUCCAGCAGCAGCUUGAGUCUGAGAAGUUCCCGCCAUUUUUCCCCAACGGUCCACCUCGGCCUUCCACCAACCUCAACAGAGAGGAGCAGGCCAAACAUGAGAAGAAACGACUUGCAGACUACUGUAAGAGGGCUUAUAAGAAGACUCACGUCACCAAGCUGGAAGAGCGAGUCACCACCAUCUGCCAGAGAGAGAACUCCUUCUACGUCGACACUGUAAGAGCUUUCAGAGAUCGACGAUAUGAAUUCAAAGGACUCCACAAGGUGUGGAAGAAGAAGCUAUCAACAGCUCAGGACAACGGAGACGCUGCUGAGGUUAAGCGCUGCAAAAACAUGGAGAUCCUCUAUGAGUCUCUGCAGCUGGCUCACAAGUGUAUCCUCAACUCUUUCUACGGCUACGUCAUGAGGAAAGGGGCGCGCUGGUACUCCAUGGAGAUGGCUGGCAUUGUGUGCUUCACUGGAGCCAACAUCAUCACUCAGGCCAGAGAGCUCAUUGAACAAAUAGGGCGACCCCUUGAGUUGGACACAGAUGGUAUCUGGUGUGUCCUCCCCAACACCUUUCCUGAGAACUUUGUGGUGAAAACCAGCAACGAGAAGAAGCCCAAAGUGACCAUCUCUUACCCCGGGGCCAUGCUGAACAUCUUGGUAAAGGAGGGGUUCACCAACGAUCAGUACCGACGAGCUUUGACCCCUGCCUCCCUCACCUACAACACCAGGUCAGAGAACAGCAUCUUCUUUGAAGUAGAUGGACCGUCUGCCAUGAUCCUGCCUGCGUCCAAAGAAGAGGGGAAAAAGCUGAAGAAAAGGUAUGCUGUGUUUAAUGAGGAUGGCUCUCUGGCUGAGCUGAAGGGUUUCGAAGUGAAGAGAAGAGGAGAGCUCCAGCUCAUUAAGAUUUUUCAGUCGUCAGUGUUUGAGGCUUUCCUCAAAGCCACUUUGGAGGAGGUUUACGCCUCUGUGGCCAAAGUGGCCGACUACUGGCUGGAUGUUUUGUACAGCAAGGCUGCCAACAUGCCAGAUGCAGAGCUGUUUGAACUGAUUUCAGAGAACCGUUCGAUGUCCAGGAAGCUGGAGGACUACGGAGCAAAAUCGACUUCCAUCAGCACAGCAAAGAGACUGGCUGAGUUUCUGGGAGACCAGAUGGUGAAAGACGCAGGUCUGAGCUGCCGUUACGUCAUCUCCAGGAAACCUGAGGGUUCUCCUGUCACAGAGAGAGCCAUUCCUCUGGCCAUUUUUCAGGCUGAGUCCAGUGUGAAGAAACAUUUCCUCCGUAAGUGGUUGAAGAUGCCCAGCCUGCACGACUUAGACAUCCGCUCCAUCCUAGACUGGAGUUAUUACAUUGAGCGGUUGGGCAGUGCCAUCCAGAAAAUCAUCACCAUUCCUGCAGCUCUUCAACAGGUAAAGAACCCAGUACCCAGAGUGAGACAUCCUGACUGGCUUCACAAGAAACUCCUGGAGAAGAACGACAUUUACAAGCAGAAGAAAAUCAGUGAGCUCUUCACCAGCGAGGGCAAGAGACAGGUAGCCCAUCAGCCUCUUCCAGCAGGCCAAACCGCAGACAUAGAGGACUUUGGAAUGCCAGCCAAGCCUCUGCAGCCAGCCAUUCUCAUCAGCACCAAGAGGAAGCGGAUAUCUCAAGGAGACGACAGCCAGGUGGAGUCUCAGGAUGUGGAGCUCACCCAGUCCUGGAGAGAGAUCCUGGGGCCACCCCCACCAUCGGGAAACACACGGGAGGCACGUCUUGUGUGGCUUCGCUACCAUAAGAAGAAGUGGGAGCUGCAACUGAGGCAAAGAAAGGAGAGGAAGAAGAGGAGGAGGCUGCUGGAUGGUGAAGCUCAGUCUGUAGGGGGAGGAGUGAUCAGAGACGGCCCCACAACAGGCCUGGGGAGCUUCCUCCGCAGAACAGCACGCAGCAUCCUUGACAUGCCAUGGCAAAUAGUGCAGAUCGCAGAAACAAGUCACCCUGGUCUGUACAAGCUGUGGGCUGUUAUAGGAAAUGACCUCCACUGCAUGAAGCUCAACAUCCCCCGAGUCUUCUACGUCAACCAGAAAGUCCCAAAACAAGAGGAGGGAGCCACAUACAAAAAGGUAAACCGCAUGCUGCCUCGCUCCAACAUUGUCUACUACCUGUAUGAGUACUGUGUGCCAGAGGACAUGUACCAGGAGCACAUCAACGAGAUCAACGCUGACCUGUCGGCUCCAGACAUCGAAGGAGUUUAUGAAACACAGGUCCCGUUGCUGUUUCGAGCACUGGUGCGGCUUGGAUGUGUGUGUAUGGUCAACAAACAUGUUGUGAGGGAUCUGGCCGGCAGGGAGGCCGACACAUUUGACCUUGAACAGCUGGAGAUGAGGUCUCUGGCCCAGUUCAGCUACCUGGAACCUGGGAGUGUUCGCCACAUGUACUUGUAUCAUCACAGCCAGGGUCACAAGGCUCUGUUUGGCCUCUUCAUCCCCUCGCAACGCAAAGCCAGCAUCUUCGUCCUGGACACAGUGAGAAGCAACCAGAUGCCCAACCUGGGAAACCUCUACACAGCCGAGCGCACCGCUCUACUGGAGAAGACGACGGAGGAUCUCCUGCCUCCAGAGAAACACAACUUUGAGGUCAGAGCUGAAAAUGACGUGAAGGCUAUUUACCGCGCUCUGCAACGCAUACUGCUGAACUACAAGGAGGAACGUCGUGGACCCACUCUCAUUGCGUUGCAGUCAAACUGGGAGCUGCGGCGGUUGGCAGCAGGAAUGCCUGUGCUCGAGGAGUUUCCAGUUGUUCCCGUACAUGUAGUGGAUGAGAUCAGCUACAAUGUGCUGGACUGGCAACGCCACGGUGCCCGACGGAUGAUUCGCCACUACCUCAACCUGGACAGCUGCCUGUCACAGGCCUUUGACAUGGCCAGAUAUUAUCACUUACCUGUGGGGAACUUGCCUCUGGACGUGUCCAUCUUUGGCUCAGACUUGUUCCUGGCGAGACAUCUACGGAAACACAACCACCUGCUGUGGAUGUCACCCACAGCGAGGCCUGACCUCGGAGGAAAAGAGGCCGAUGACAGCCGUCUUGUGAUGGAAAGCGAUGACAGGGGCUCAGUGGAGAUCAAUGCUCAAGGAUGCUACUCUACAGUGUGUGUGGAGCUGGACCUGCAGAGCCUGGCAGUGAACACCAUUCUCCAGUCACAGCAUGUCAACGACAUGGAGGGCGGAGCCAGUCUGGGUGUCAGCUUUGAUGUGAUCCAGCAGGCCUCGUUGGAAGACAUGAUGUCUGGGAACCAGGGAGCCAGCAGUCUGGCUAGCUAUGAUGAGACUGCUCUCUGCUCCAACACUUUCAGGAUCCUGAAGAGCAUGGUGGUUGGAUGGGUCAGGGAGAUCACACAAUACCACAACGUGUAUGCAGACAACCAGGUGAUGCACUUCUACCGCUGGCUGCACUCGCCCAGCUCUCUGCUCUACGACCCAGCGCUGCACCGCACACUUCACAACAUGAUGAAGAAGGUGUUUCUACAGUUGGUCGCAGAGUUUAAACGUCUGGGCUCAACCGUAGUGUACGGAAACUUCAACAGGAUCAUCCUGUGUACCAAAAAACGGAGGAUUGAUGACGCCAUUGGCUAUGUGGAAUACAUCACCAACAGUAUCCACUCCAGAGAAAUCUUUCACUCCCUGUCAAUCACCUUCUCCCGCUGCUGGGAGUUCCUGCUCUGGAUGGAUCCAGCUAACUGUGGCGGCGUGAAGGGCAAACUGCCCUCAAGCUUCCAGUUCGGAGAGGAUGCAGCCAAAGAGAAGAAAAAGAGACAAGUGGAGGGAGAUGAUGAGGGGAGUGAAGAUGAAGAGGAAAAUGAGGUGGAGGAAGAUGACCGGGAUGGGGAGACAGAUGAGGUGGAGGAGCUGAUCGAGAGCAACUGGAACAUCAUGCAGUAUUUGCCCCAAACUGCAUCCUGUCAGAAAUACUUCCUCAUGAUCGUCUCCGCUUACAUUGCAGCGGUCUACCACAGCAUGAAAGAGGAGCUAAGACGCAACGCUCCCGGAGCAACGCCAGUCAAGAGACGUGGGGAUAGCCAGGCUUCCCAGCAGGCAGUGGGGGACUUAAGUGCUCUUCCUGGAAUGAUCUCCUUCUCCCAGGAAUAUGUGUCCAGUGAGCUGACUCAAAACUUUUUCACCAUCACUCAAAAAAUCCAGAAGAAGGUGACGGGUACCAGGAGCGUGACCCAGCCCUCAGAAAUGUUCCCUGCCCUACCUGGAUCCCAUCUGCCCCUCAACAACCCUGCCCUGGAGUUUAUUAAAUAUGUCUGCCAGGUCCUUUCACUGGACGCCAACAUUGUGAACCAGGUGAACAAGCUGAAAAGAGACUUGCUGCGUCUUGUCGAUGUUGGAGAGUUUUCUGAAAAUGCCCAGUUCCGGGACCCCUGCAACUCCUACAUCCUGCCAGAGGUCAUCUGCCAUCACUGCAACUUCUGUCGGGACCUCGACCUCUGCAAGGACCCGGCUGUGGCCCAAGAUGGAUCCGUGUUGCCUCAGUGGUUCUGCUCGAACUGCCAGGCGCAGUAUGAGACAGAGUCUAUUGAGAUGGCUCUGGUUGAAGCUCUGCAGAAAAAACUGAUGAGCUACACAUUGCAGGACGUGGUUUGUACAAAAUGCAAAGGAGUGAAGGAAGCAAACAUGCCCCUGUACUGCAAAUGUGCUGGGACCUUUGACCUCACUUUCUCAGCAAAGAGCUUCUCAGAACAGGUUGCCGUGUUUCGGAGCAUAGCAUCCCAUUACAACAUGAGCUUCCUGGAGGAAACCAUUGACUGGUUGCUUGUCAUGAGUCCACACAUCAGCCAGAACACUCACUAAAUGUGACAUCCACCAGAAAAACCACAUCAGUCCCUCAGCUACAUCUGUGGCAAAUACUUCUAAAUGUUGGAAACGUUCCUGUUUUGUGCACUUGUUCAUCAGCCUUAAUUAUGUCUGUUAGCCGAUGUGUAUUCAGGACACUGUAGAGGCAGGCUGCAGGAGUGUAUAUAUUUUAAAUUCAGAAGUAUGUUGUAAUCGCAUUAUGUUUGUGUAUGAAUUUUGUAUUUUUGGCUGUUAAUAAAUAUUUUUCCAAGUGUU